Atta colombica is the source of this 1574-nucleotide messenger RNA. RefSeq lists its product as uncharacterized. Bases 83 to 574 code for a protein of 163 amino acids. The record is from RefSeq and is a predicted model, not a curated record. Lineage: Eukaryota; Metazoa; Arthropoda; Insecta; Hymenoptera; Formicidae. The transcript is spliced from 4 exons.
CCUCUCGCCGGAUUAGUCCAUCCUGUGAAACUCAACUUUCGAUCAACAGCGCAAAGAAUCAUGGUGAAAGAAAACUUCCAUCAUGGGUUCAUUGUCAUUCGUAAUUUUCUUCGCGGUGAUAGUUGGAGUAGCAGUAUCGAAACCAUUAUGGUCGACUUUAGUCAGCACUAAUCAUCUGUAUUCCAUGCCCGGAAUUGGACAACAGCAAUAUCUUGCCGCAUAUCAAGAUACGCAUUCUCCCUAUUACAUUUACAAUAUGUAUUCAAACGCGGGAGGUAUAUCGAAUACUCUUCAUGUUAGCAACACACCAGAGAUUUCUCACUUUCCUGCUUACAGUUUCUAUUAUGAAACACCAAUUUAUGAUAUCCGGAUUCCAUUAAAUCCUGUUUAUCCUGUGCUGACACCAUUUCAUCCAGGAAUAUCUCCGGCACUUCCGCCAACAUCGACAGAACAAUCUUCCGAUAAAAACGAUUACGAUGGCAUCGAAAAGUUAGAUACGAAAGUCGAUCCGAAUACAGAGACAAAAAACCCAGAAAAUACAGAUAACGAUUCCAUAACUGUGGAAGCAAUAUGAGAUAAUUCUUCUUGAUAAGUGUACAACGUAGCAUAUAUGUGAAAAGUUACAAUAAGUACUAUCGUUUAAUAUGACAAAUGUUCGCUUUUUUAAUGUUACUUUUAUAUUUAUGUUGCGCUACAUCCAAGAUAUGUGUUAAAAAAUUCUUUUUGACCAAAUUUUUAUUAAAAGAGAAAAAUAAUGCACUGUUACAUUCGUACGCAAGAAUAGCGUCUGAUAUUUGUAAAAUUAAGAUUUUGUAGGUUUCACUUUAUUUAUCUUUUCCCUAUUUCAAAUUAUCAUUUGAAAGUUGCUUGAAGUUAUUUGCAAAAUAGAGAGAGAGAUGUUGAUAUUGAGGAAAAAAAUAUCAAAUAUAAAUAUAUUUGUUAAUUUAAAAAGUAUUCAUAUUAAUAUCAAAUAAACAAUUAAUAUAUCAAAUAAAAUUUCGCUGAUUAAUAUUUAUAAUUGAAAUAAAAAAAGAAGAAUUUAAGUUUUAACUAUUUUUUUAGUAAAAAUGAACAUGCUUUCAUGUUCUUGAUGUUUUUCUAAUAUGAGCAAUACACUCGAUUUCGCUGAAACAGCUCUUUAAAAGCAUGUUUAGUUCCCACUUGUGCUUCUCUCCCUUCAAGUACCUGUUAUCCUUAGGUCUUUUUUAUAACUAAGUUAGUAUACUUUUGGAACUUAAAAUGAGAUAGGUAUAUAUUUAAUAUUUGGCGAAAGCGAGAAAAAUAUUACUAGUGUAGUCUAUGUAGGAAUCUGUAGAAAUAAAAAAAACACACCUCUUGUUAUUCGGCGAAUAACAAGAAUAAAAUAAUAUCUAGUGACACUCUAAAAGAUAGAAAUCUGAACAUAGCCUAAGUCUUAAAUACACGUAUACAAUAUAAUAUGUAAUUUGUACAUCUCGAAACUUUUUCAUUUUAAUUGAAAAAUAUUCAAAAUUUAUUUAUAUUGUAGUAUUCUCCUUUGUAUUGUAAUAAUAUUGUUAAAUUUUGUAUGUAAAAGUAAUAAUAUUUAUUUACAU